AUGCUGAACUUCCCGUGCCAUUUCCAAGUAUUAGCCAGACAUGCUGGCCUUCAUGCUAGGCGUCAUGCGACAACCAAUACAUCGAAAUCACUACGGAGGGCUACUACCACACUGUUCCUAGCAGGCACAUCUGCUGCUGUUGCUGCUUAUUUUUUCUUACCUGACAUUUCUCGAGGCGCGCCAACUUGUGACAAUAUACCCCUCAAUCCGUCUCACUUCACACCAGUCAAACUCGUUUCGUCCACUGUUGCAUCAAGUGGAACGAAAAUCUUGACUGUCACGAUACCUCCCGAACUUUUACCCAAGGGAAGCGAUCUCUUCGCGCCUAUCUGGUCCGUCUUUAUCAAAGACGACGACAUACAAGUGGAGCGACCUUACACUCCGCUCGAUGGGGUAGACGAGGAGGGAAAUAUGAGGUUCUGGAUCAAAAGGUAUCAGCAUGGCGAAGUAAGCCGAUGGUUGUACUCGAAACAAGUCGGGGAGACCAUUGAAAUUCGAGGGCCUCUCAAAACCUGGUCUUGGAAGGAUGAUGCUUGGGAUGAGAUUAUUUUGAUAUCUGGCGGUACUGGGAUCACUCCAUUCUACCAGCUGCUGCGUACCGUAUUCUCUGAGAAUUCGUCCUUUCAAGGCCGAAUCACACUGUUACAUUCCUCAAGAAUACCUUCUGAGUUGCCUCCGCGCGAUGUCCUUGAUCCCCUGUUAAAACUUGCGCAGCAUAAUCCCGGGAAGUUCAGGCUGAAGUUGUUCGUUGACUCGUUUGGCGAAUCCAAUGGUCAAAGCUCCACAGAUUUAGAGAUACACCAGGGUCGUAUUGGUAAAGAUUCGAUAUGCGGCGCCCUUCAUUCUGCCUCUCGUGUUCCUUGGUGGCGCAGUUUAUUUUCGCGAGACAGCGAUGUCAGUGAUCGAAAGAUACUGUUUUUGGUUUGUGGUCCUCAGCAAAUGGUUGAGGCUAUCGCAGGCCCUUAUGGCCGAAACUACUCACAAGGACCAAUAGGCGGAAUGUUGCGAUCAUUGGGGUACAAAUCACACCAGGUGUGGAAGUUGUAA
Suillus clintonianus is the source of this 1047-nucleotide messenger RNA. Its product is annotated as ferredoxin reductase-like C-terminal NADP-linked domain-containing protein. The coding region runs from base 1 to 1047 and encodes 348 amino acids. Gene Ontology annotation, molecular function: oxidoreductase activity. The record is from RefSeq and is a predicted model, not a curated record. Lineage: Eukaryota; Fungi; Basidiomycota; Agaricomycetes; Boletales; Suillaceae. The transcript is spliced from 3 exons.